AUUGUUUUCUAUUUGUCCGGGUCGCAGGUGGGAGGCGAGGAACGCUGGGGUUCUGGAUCCUGGCUGCUCGCCAGGCCACUGGCCUUCGGCCCUAGGGUCACUGGGCGGCCGCGCCUCCAGAGCAGGAGGAGGGAACGCCUGGGUCCGCCUGGGUCCACUCCCGGCUCGGCCAUGGGCUCCCGCAGCUCCCACGCCGCUCUCAUUCCCGACGUGGAGAACAUUCGGCGGGAGACCGGCUUCUCGCAAGCCAGCCUGCUCCGACUCUACCACCGGUUCCGGGCACUGGACAGGAGCAAGAAGGGCUACUUGAGCCGCGCGGAUCUCCAGCAGAUCGGGGCGCUGGCUGUCAACCCGCUGGGGGACCGAAUUAUAGACAGCUUCUUCCCCGAUGGGAGUCAGCGAGUGGAUUUCUCAGGCUUUGUCAGGGUUCUGGCUCAUUUUCGACCUAUAGACGAUGACACAGGAGUCCGAGACCCCAAGCAACCCGAACCCCUCAACAGCAGAACGAACAAACUUCGCUUCGCCUUCCAACUCUAUGACCUGGAUCAGGAUGGAAAGAUCUCCAGGCAUGAGAUGCUGCAGGUUCUCCGGCUGAUGGUCGGCGUCCAGGUGACAGAGGAGCAGUUGGAAAGCAUCACCGACCGCACGGUGCAGGAGGCGGAUGAGGAUGGGGAUGGGGCUGUGUCCUUCCUGGAGUUCACCAAGUCCUUAGAGAAGAUGGACAUCGAACAAAAAAUGAGCAUCCGGAUCCUCAAGUGACGCCCUCUGCAUCUCUGGCUAGCUCACGCAGACCACUCUCUGCUUGGGAUUCAUCCUCAGCCUUCACGGAGGCAGGAUCUCUAUACGCCAUUCUUAUUUCUAAACUGAACUCCAGGGUCAAGGGGGAAAAGCUGUAUUCUAAAGCUUAGCUCCCUUGAUCUCAGACCUGUCAAUCAGUCUGCCAUCGUUGGGUUGCAAGUGACAGAAAAUCCAAUUGAAAGCAGCUUAAGUCAAAAAAGGGAUUUUACAGGCUCACACGAUUAAAAAGUCUGGCAGUAUGUGUCGCCAGACACAACUGCAUCCAAGGGCACAAUGGUGUUAGGGCUGUUUUCUCAGCUGCGUUUCUCAGCCCAGCUUUCUACCGUGCGGACACCCUUCUCCAGAGGGCUCUUUCCUCAGGGCGUAGAAUGGCUGCCAGGGCUCCAGACUUGCAUCCUUCCAGCCGAGUAACACAGUGGGAAGGGAUUCCUUAUUCCAGUAAUUCCAAGGGAAGAGUAUCAUUGCCCCAACUGGGGUCUUGUCGGGGAAUGAGAGACUCUAAUUGGUCAGACCGGUGUGAUAAUCUAAGUCCUAGAGACAGAAAAUGAGGUUUGAAGAUGCAGGAUGGGGUGAGAGGCGGUGGCUUACUGGAAAAUGAAGUACCGUUAUAAGGAGAAGGGGAAAAAUUGUGUGUGUGUGUGGUGUGUGUUGCUGUUGAUGUUGUUUUUGUUCAGGCAAGACAAGAUACGUCCAUUACUGUUUGGUUGACCCCAAUACAGGCAUCUUUGAAAUCUGGCCUCUUAAAUAGGUUCUCACUGAUUCCAUGAAAGCAUGACAGUGUAAUAAUAGAGGCGGGUGGUCGAUUGGGAAAUGAUGAGAAAACAAUAAACAAUACAUACUUUCCUGAGAGUGUGAAGUUAUCCCAAGGUUUCAAGAGCAUCUGGGCACAGUGCUCAGAGGCUUAGGAGGCCGAGACAGGAGGAUUGCAAGUUCAAGGUCAGCCUCAGCCACUGAGUGAGGCCCUAAGCAACUUAGUGAAAUGAAAAAUAAAUAAAGGACUGGGGAUGUGACUCAGUUGAGUGCCCCUGGGUUCCAUCCCCAGUACCCCCCCAAAAAAUACUAAUAAUAAGAUUUGAAGAGUAAUCCUGUUACAAGAGGUUCAAACAUGGAUAUAUCACAGAAUAGAAAUAGCAAAGUCACCUAACAGUGCUCUGGCCGUACCGGUAGGAACUGCUGUCAGUACCCAGCCAGGUUCCUCUUAGGGAUGUGCAGGAGCUGACUUGUCUCAACACAUGAGAACCAGUAUCUUUUUGACUCUGCAUUCAGUGACAUUAAGUGGGCAGCUUGAAACUGGCAAUAGUGAGGAUAUUUGUAUAGGCCAAUGCGACAGACCAGGGCUCUCCUCUGGGAGAGCCAAUGGUCCCACAUUUAACAUCCACGCCCUGCUUGGCACUCACUAUUACUGUAUGUGCCAAUGGCUUUGACCCUCCCCUGGCACCUGCAAUACUGUGCUUGGGGUCUUUGCCAGACAUAGUCAUGUCCUUAACCAGUGUGUUGGGCAGAUUGGAGGUACCAGAAGUUAAUGACCCCUGGUGCAGCUCUUAACCAAGGACAGAUGGAAACUGGAAGAUAAAUACCCAGUUACUGCACCUUUCGGGUGGGAUAAUUUGGAGGCACACUGUCGUAUUGUGCAUGGAAAUCCCCAGGUGUGUCCCCAGUAGCACGCGGUGUUCACCCGCUUGUUAAAGCACCCUGUCCAGCUUCCCUCCCUCUCUGUCCCACUGGCCUGCUCCUCUCAAUGUGUCCAGGUCUCAGGAUGUACCCGACCUUCUGGAACACAAGCUCUCACUCCCACGCGGCUGGAGAACUCUCUGGAACAGCGUGAAGAACUGCAUUAAAGGAUUGUAUAACUCCCGGCAUCUUCUUAUUUCAAGAAGUUUGAGGUCAUCAAAUGCCUGUGAACCUUUGGGGCCCCAGGAACCUGGAAUUGCCUGGGGUGACAUACUAACCCCAUUCCGACCUUGAUGUUUUGAUUAUAGUAGGAAUCUGAGAGAUGAGUCCCAUAGUUGGGGGGCAGGCAGAGAUGAGGGAUAUUUGAUUCCUUGGGGAAUUUUGUGAUUUUUGUCAGAGGAAUGUCACAUGAACAAGGAUUUUCUGAUUGAGGGGUGUUCAUUGAGCCUUUGACCCCAAUUAAAGGCAGGGGUGGGGAAUAAAAGUCACCCAGUGGCCAUUUUUCCCCCAGGCACUGUGAGAGAUUUGUCUGUAGAGACAAAUAGAAGAGAGGUGGAGAGAGGGAAGGAAAAGGGAAGAGAGAGAGAGAGAGAGAGAG
Messenger RNA from Sciurus carolinensis (gray squirrel), 3067 nucleotides. It is a transcript of the gene Chp2, whose product is annotated as calcineurin like EF-hand protein 2. NCBI's taxonomy places the organism in Eukaryota, Metazoa, Chordata, Mammalia, Rodentia, Sciuridae. The coding region runs from base 172 to 759 and encodes 195 amino acids. The record is from RefSeq and is a predicted model, not a curated record. The transcript has 7 exons. Gene Ontology annotation, molecular function: calcium ion binding.